GGUGAUCGUGUGCACCUUAUUUUUUUUACCGGUUCUGCCGUUUUUCCUUCGUAAACGGAAAGAUUUAUAACAAGGAAUCUGAGCGUACACCCAGCGAGGAGGUUCUGAGCCAAAGCGGUGGAUCUAACUGUUGCACUUUGAAUACAGACAUGAACUACUGAAACUGCGACAAGAAGAAAAUCUGUAAAAGCUUGAGCUUCGGAAUCAUGGCGCUCUCCUGGUUGUUGACAUUUUUUGUUGGAUUUCUAAUAAAGACAGUUGCACCGAUCCCCGUGACCCCGUCAGAGCAACCUCUGGAAACUGGGACCUUCCAGGUAAAGGAUACAAGCCUGACCCAUUUGACUGUGAAUCGCAGGACAGGUGAUGUGUUCGUCGGUGCGGUGAACAGGAUCUACAAGCUCUCUGAAAAUCUGACAGAGCUUCGCUCGCACCAGACCGGGCCUAUGGAAGACAACGCCAGGUGCUACCCCCCACCCAGCGUCCGAGCCUGCGGCCACAAGCUGGAACCGUCGGAUAACAUCAACAAGCUCCUGCUGAUCGACUACGCUGGCAACCGGCUUGUGGCCUGUGGCACCGUCUGGCAAGGUGUGUGCCAGUUCUUACGGUUGGAUGACUUGUUUAAGCUGGGCGAGCCUCACUUGCGCAAAGAGCACUACCUGUCGGGGGCUCGAGAGGCGGACGGCAUGGCAGGUGUUGUCGUGGGCGACGACGACGAUCCAAAGAGGAAAAGAAAGAAAGGAGACGCACGUCUUUUCAUUGGCGCCGCCAUCGAUGGCAAGUCUGAGUAUUUCCCCACACUGUCCAGCCGCAAACUGGUGGAAAAUGAGGAAAGUGCCAGCAUGUUCAGCCUGGUCUAUCAGGAUGAGUUUGUCUCCUCACAGAUCAAGAUCCCUUCAGACACGUUGUCGCUCUACCCCGCCUUUGACAUCUACUACGUCUACGGUUUCGCAAGCCGCACUUACAUCUAUUUUCUCACUUUACAACUCGACACCCAGCUCACACAGAUGGACGCCACCGGCGAGAAGUUCUUCACUUCCAAGAUCGUCCGCAUGUGCUCCAAUGACACAGAGUUCUAUUCCUACGUCGAAUUCCCGCUCGGUUGCACCAAGGAUGGUGUGGAAUACCGUCUAGUUCAGGCUGCAUACAAGCACCGGCCUGGCAAGAUCUUGGCCCAGGCUCUGGGUCUCUCCGAGGAUGAAGACAUCCUCUUUGUGGUGUUCUCACAAGGCCAAAAGAACCGGGCGAAUCCCCCACGAGAGACGGUGCUCUGUCUGUUCACCCUCCAUCAGAUCAACCUGGCCAUGCGUGAACGGAUCAAGUCCUGCUACCGCGGCGAGGGGAAGCUGUCUCUACCAUGGUUGCUAAAUAAGGAGCUGCCUUGCAUCAACACGCCAAAGCAGAUCGGCGAUGAUUUUUGCGGACUGGUCCUGAACCAGCCUCUCGGUGGGCUGCGUGUCAUUGAAGGGACACCAUUAUACGACGAACGGGUGGACGGCAUGGCCUCGGUGGCUGCGUACACAUACAGGGAUCAUACCGUGGUGUUUGUGGGGACACGGACAGGCCAGCUCAAAAAGAUCAGAGUGGAUGACGUUCCUCCACCUUCCCAGAAUGCUCCGCUGUAUGAGACGGUUACAGUUGUGGAAGGGAGCCCGAUCUUGCGUGACAUGGUGUUCAGUCCGGACUACCAGUACAUCUACUUACUGAGCGACCAACAGGUGACUCGUCUCCCAGUGGAGAGCUGUUCCCAAUACAGCAACUGUAAGAGCUGUUUGGGCUCUGGUGAUCCUCACUGUGGCUGGUGUGUCCUUCACAACAAGUGUUCCAGAAAGGAAGCGUGUCCGAAAUGGGAGGUACCACAGCACUUCAGUACGGAGCUGAAACAAUGUGUGGACAUCACCGUUACCCCCGCCAACAUGUCCGUGACAACAGCAUCUACCCAGCUGAGCGUGAAGGUGGCGAAUGUGCCGAACUUAUCUGCAGGUGUGACGUGUGUGUUUGAGGAUCUCAGCGAGAGUGCCGGUGAGGUGCUGCCUAAAGGACAAAUCCUGUGCAUGUCCCCGUCUCUACGUGACGUCCCCACGCUUACUCUCGGAUACGGAGAUAAACGAGUGGUCAAGCUCUCACUUAAAUCUAAGGAGACCGGGCUGAAAUUUAUUACCACCGAUUUUAUCUUCUACAACUGCAGCGUCCUGCAAUCAUGUUCGUCAUGUGUCAGCAGCCCCUUUCCCUGCAACUGGUGUAAAUAUCGGCACAUCUGCACCAACAACGUGGCCGAGUGCUCUUUCCAGGAGGGUCGAGUCAGCAGUGUGGAGGGAUGCCCCCAGAUCCUACAAAGCAGUGACAUUCUGGUUCCAGCAGGCAUAGUUCGGCCGGUCACACUGCGUGCCCGGAAUCUCCCCCAGCCCCAGUCAGGUCAGAAGAACUACGAGUGCGUGUUCAACAUUCAGGGAAAGGUUCAGCGCGUCCCAGCCGUCCGCUUCAACAGCUCCUGUAUACAGUGCCAGAACACAUCGUACUGGUAUGAGGGCAACGAGAUGGGUGACCUGCCUGUUGACUUCUCCAUUGUCUGGGAUGGUGACUUUCCCAUCGACAAACCUCUCAUGCUAAAAGCCCUCCUGUAUAAGUGUGAGGCUCAGAGGGACAGCUGUGGUCUCUGUCUGAAAGCUAACAGCAUGUUCGAGUGCGGCUGGUGUUUGGCUGAUAAGCGUUGUCUCCUGAAGCAGCACUGCCCUGCGCCCGAACACAACUGGAUGCACCAGGGCCGCCGAAAUGUGCGCUGUAGCCAUCCCCGAAUCACCAAGAUCCAGCCACUGACUGGUCCGAAAGAGGGGGGCACGCGAGUGACAAUCGAGGGAGAGAAUUUGGGGCUGCAGGUGAGAGAGAUCACAUACGUGCGGGUAGCCAGCGUGCGAUGUAACCCCAUCGCUCAGGAGUACAUCAGCGCUGAGAGGAUUGUGUGUGACAUGGAAGAGUCUCUGAUGGCGAGUCCCCCGGGUGGUCCAGUCGAGUUGUGUAUUGGUGACUGCAGUGCUGAAUAUCGUACCCAGUCGUCACAGACGUAUGCAUUCGUGACACCCAGUUUCAGUCGCAUGCAGCCAGAUAAAGGACCUGUGUCAGGAGGAACCAGGCUGACUAUAUCUGGCAGACAUCUGGAUGCGGGCAGUGCUGUCACAGUGUUCCUCGCCCAGGAGCCAUGUGUCUUUGUCAGGAGAACCAUGCAGGAGAUUGUGUGCAUGACGCCAGCGUCUGCACAGGGCACGGGAGCUUCGUCUAUAAAGCUGUUCAUUGACAGAGCUGAGAUUAACAGCGACCUGCGCUAUAUGUACACAGAGGAUCCCACUAUCAGCAGCAUUGAGCCCAGUUGGAGCAUCGUCAAUGGCAGCACUUCUUUGACAGUGAUGGGAACCCAUCUGCUCACCAUCCAGGAGCCCAAAGUCAGAGCCAAAUAUGGAGGAGUGGAGACCACCAAUGUGUGUUCGGUGGUGAACGAUUCUACUAUGACCUGCCUCGCUCCUCCUAUCGUCUACACGAAACGCCAAAUUCCUGAGAACGGAGUUCAUCUAGACGAGUUCGGCUUCAUCCUGGACCACGUCUCUUCCGUCCUCAUCCUUAAUGGCACCCCUUUCACUUACUACCCCAACCCAACCUUCGACCCACUUGGGAACGCUGGGAUACUGGAGGUCAAACCUGGCUCUCCCAUCAUCCUCAAGGGCAAGAACCUGAUUCCUCCUGCCCCGGGUAACGCUCGACUUAAUUACUCGGUGAUGAUUGGAGAAACGCCAUGUCUGUUAACCGUCUCGGAGUCUCAGCUGCUCUGUGAUUCACCAGAUCUCACAGGAGAGCAGCGUGUAUUGAUUUUGGUCGGUGGGUUGGAGUACUCGCCCGGCACGCUCCACAUUUAUUCUGACAGCACGCUGACGCUUCCCGCCAUCAUUGGGAUCGGGGCAGGCGGAGGCGUCCUUCUGAUGGCCAUUAUUGCUGUGCUGAUCGCCUACAAGAGAAAAACCCGGGACGCAGAUCGAACCCUCAAACGCCUGCAGCUUCAAAUGGACAACCUAGAGUCCCGUGUGGCACUCGAGUGCAAAGAAGCAUUUGCUGAACUGCAGACAGACAUCCAGGAGCUGACCAACGACAUGGAUGGUGUGAAGAUCCCAUUCCUGGAGUACCGCACCUACACCAUGAGGGUGAUGUUUCCUGGCAUUGAAGAGCACCCCGUUUUAAAGGAGCUGGAUUCUCCAGCUAACGUCGAAAAGGCCUUGCGUCUUUUUAGCCAACUGCUGCACAACAAGAUGUUCCUGCUGACGUUUAUACACACACUGGAGGCGCAGAGGUCUUUCUCCAUGCGUGACCGAGGCAACGUGGCAUCCCUGCUAAUGGCAGCUCUACAGGGUCGAAUGGAAUAUGCCACCGUGGUGCUGAAGCAGCUGCUCGCUGACCUCAUUGAGAAGAACCUGGAGAACCGCAACCACCCCAAGCUUCUUCUAAGACGAACUGAAUCUGUGGCUGAGAAGAUGCUCACCAACUGGUUCACGUUCCUCCUGCAUCGCUUCCUCAAGGAAUGUGCUGGCGAGCCUCUGUUCAUGCUAUACUGUGCCAUAAAGCAACAGAUGGAAAAGGGUCCAAUCGACGCCAUCACAGGAGAGGCGCGCUACUCCCUCAGCGAGGACAAGCUAAUCCGACAGCAGAUCGACUACAAACAGCUGACUCUGAUGUGUAUUCCUCCGGAGGUCGACGCAGGUACAGAGGUACCAGUGAAGGUGCUGAAUUGUGACACAGUCACUCAGGUGAAGGAUAAACUACUGGAUGCUGUGUAUAAAGGAAUCCCUUACUCACAGAGGCCACAAGCUGAUGAUAUGGAUCUGGAAUGGAGACAGGGUCGACUGACCAGAAUCAUCCUUCAGGACGAAGAUGUUACCACUAAAAUCGAGAGCGACUGGAAGAGACUGAACACACUGGCACACUAUCAGGUGACAGAUGGUUCAGCGGUGGCUCUGGUUCAGAAGCAAGUGUCUGCGUACAACAUCGCCAACUCAUUCACAUUCACACGCUCGCUCAGUCGAUACGAGAGCUUGCUGAGGACGUCUAGCAGUCCAGACAGUCUGCGUUCUCGAGCACCUAUGAUCACGCCAGACCAGGAGACGGGCACUAAGCUGUGGCACCUUGUCAAAAACCAUGAGCAUGCAGACCAGCGAGAGGGUGAUCGCAGCAGCAAGAUGGUGUCAGAGAUUUACCUCACCCGACUUCUAGCAACCAAGGGCACUCUGCAGAAGUUUGUGGAUGAUUUGUUCGAGACUGUGUUCAGUACGGCUCACCGUGGCAGUGCCCUUCCGCUCGCCAUCAAGUACAUGUUUGAUUUUCUGGAUGAACAGGCAGACAAGAGACAGAUCAGUGACCCAGAUGUGCGUCACACCUGGAAAAGCAAUUGCUUGCCUUUGCGGUUCUGGGUAAACGUAAUUAAAAACCCUCAGUUUGUGUUUGAUAUCCAUAAGAGCAGCAUUACGGAUGCAUGCCUGUCUGUGGUUGCUCAGACCUUCAUGGAUUCAUGUUCAACGUCGGAGCACAGACUGGGCAAAGACUCACCGUCCAACAAGCUGCUCUAUGCUAAAGACAUCCCCAACUACAAAAGCUGGGUAGAGAGGUACUACAGAGACAUCAGCAAGAUGCCAAGCAUCAGCGAUCAAGACAUGGAUGCCUACCUGGUGGAGCAGUCUCGUCUCCAUGGCAGUGAAUUCAACACACUGAGUGCACUGAAUGAGCUCUAUUUUUACAUCAACAAGUACAAAGAGGAGAUCUUGACGUCACUGGACAGGGACGGGUACUGUCGCAAACACAAACUGAGACACAAACUGGAACAAGCCAUUAACCUGAUGUCUGGCACCAGCUGAUGGAAU
Trichomycterus rosablanca is the source of this 5891-nucleotide messenger RNA. It is a transcript of the gene plxna3, whose product is annotated as plexin A3. Gene Ontology annotation, cellular component: plasma membrane; semaphorin receptor complex. Gene Ontology annotation, biological process: semaphorin-plexin signaling pathway involved in axon guidance; regulation of GTPase activity; negative regulation of cell adhesion. The record is from RefSeq and is a predicted model, not a curated record. The coding region runs from base 207 to 5885 and encodes 1892 amino acids. Lineage: Eukaryota; Metazoa; Chordata; Actinopteri; Siluriformes; Trichomycteridae. The transcript has 32 exons. Gene Ontology annotation, molecular function: semaphorin receptor activity; protein binding.